AUGGCAUAAUGAUCUUCACAUUCCACUGGAAGUCCUGCCUUCCCUCUGCCUUAAGGAGUUUGAUUGUACAAAAGAAACCAAACACCAGAAACAUGUCCAGCAUGAGUAGGGUUGAGUGGUACUCGGUGUUAAAAAAAAGUUCCCUGGAAAUACCAACCAUGUCCGUUCCCAGAAACUCUCAAGACUCCCAGCUUCUAACUGGGAGACAGAAGGUCAGAGCAGAAGGAGAUUCUCCUUGGUCACUGCUUAAUUUUCUAGAAGGAGCUGAUGCCUUGGACCAGACUCAGGAAGCUUGCUCCACGGCAAAUCCAGGGCUCCAGCCAGCCAGUGUGGUGGUCCCGCCCAGGCCCCUUGCUCUGGCCUUUGAAAAGCUCUGCCAGGCCAACAGUGGCCCUCUGCCACUGCUGGGCCAAAGUGAGCCAGACAAGUGGACACUGCCCACCCUGGCCACUGUUCCAAGCACCAGGAUGGGCUGUCCCCAGUUUGGGGAGUGUGAAUUCAGUGUGUACACGGGUAGCCUGCCCUCGCUGGAGGAGUCCUCGGAGCAGCUGAAGGACCCGGUGACCUUCCUCCUGGGGGGCAGCUUCUCCCUGGGAGGGGUCUGGGAGGACGCGGGCCUGCCCGCAUACAAGGUAGGGACUGGUCCAUGGGAGCAAAGUGACCUGAAAAUGUGGAUUAUCUUAUAUUUUCCUGUGGUGGGGAGAACACUGGAGGAAGGAGACCUAAGCUCUGGCCCCUUCCUAGCUAAUGCCCAGAGUGGAGGUGUGACGAUUACCAAGAUGCUUUGCAUGGAGGUGUCCGUUGCUACUCACAGGAAGUGCUUGGUAGAGCAUGGCUUAGCCACACCUCAGUUCAGUGCUUACCAGACAGCUGUGUCUUAUGCCAUCAUCGCUGGCUUUUGCUGCCCUCUUGUGGUCACAAUGAUGCCCGCUCCCAAGGACAAGCUGGGAAGGCUGGUGCAGGCCACUUGGUCCAUGCCCGGGAGCAAGGACAAACCCAUUCACAGUGGUGACCCAGAACUGUUGGGCAUCAGAGAUCUUUCCAAACCUGACUACGGGGAGGUUGUGGUGUGUCAGCCUGGGCGUGUUCCAGUGUUCUGGCCUUCUCAGCUGACCAGCUUCUCAAAGCUCCCCAGCUGUGAAACCCCACUGGCUUUCACCAGCGCGCCAGGUUGCACAGUUACAACCAACCUGAAGGGUACAGCAACUCCAACCAGACAUCUCACCCCUGAGGGAAUUCCAGAGAGCCAUCACAUUUCCCAGGAUCCUUUGCACUACAGCACGGCAUCAGCUGCAGCCAUUCAGAGAAUCAGCGAACUGGAGAUGAUAAUUGCCAUCGACCCAGGUUCAAGAGGUAGGGGACAUAUUCUUUGUCUAGGUGAGCUGCUGCAGGCCUCCCUGGCACGGUCCCACACCCGCUCUGUGCUCCUCACCACCGGCUUCCCCAUGUAUUUCAACUACCAGCCUCCAGACCACUUGCCAGGAGCCGUGGCCCUGGCCGCCUUCCUGCAGGCCUCGGGGAAGGGGGCCUCCAUGGUCGUCCAGCAGAGAGACUUGAGUGUGCACAAGAAGCUUGUAGAUGAGGCUACCGAGCAGUGUGUAUUGAAGGUGUCGACCCCAACGUUAGCUUACCAGGGGAGAUCAGUAGCAGCUGCUCAGGUGUUUCUAUGCAGAGAUGGGAACCCCAAGUCAUCCAGGUUUGACCAUCUGCUGGCGAUCGAGCAUGCGGAAAGGGCUGCCAGCUACAACGCGAGGAAGAGGAACGUCGAGCACUUAGGGGACCCUAUUGAUGACCUUUUCCUUAGUGCACACAAGAUUCCUGGAAUCUCGUCAACUGGAGUCGAUGACAAAGGCAACAAGCUUGGGAUGGACAAAGUCAAGGAGGCCGUGAAGAGGCACAUACGAAAUGGGGACAUCCUCGCCUGUGACAUGGAGGCUGACUUUGCAGUCAUCGCAGCUAAGUGCUCAGCUGGUCAGCCAGUCAGGCAAGGCUGCCCAGGGGGAGGGACCUGGCUUGGAGCCUGUCUAGCCAGAAAGAAAGAGACUGGGCCCUUCAGACCACCCGGGGAGCAGAACUGGACUCAGGCCCUCCCAUCUGUCACUAAGGAAGAAAAACUGCCAGGCAUCCUCGUGCAGCAUGGAGUCUGGAGCAGAUUCUCAAGCACCCUGGGCACAGAGGUGGACAGGCUGCUCUUCCAUGGCACUCAUGCCCAGAUGAUCCAGAAGCUGAUGGGAAUCACCCUGCCAUAAGGGUGACCAUGCCCAUUACAGGUGUGGGAGGUGGGUACCAGAUGGUCCCACCUGGUUCUAGGGAGGAGCUCCCUGAGGGUCCUGGUUUCCUUCCACAAGAGUCGUGCAAAUAAACACUGGCCCUGGGUGAACAACGUGCUCCACGCAGUCCUGGAUCACUGCAUGCUCACCUCCUGGGGACGUGGGGGUCAUGUAAGUGAUGAGGACCAAGGAAAACAGUUCUCUGGGGUUCCCAGUUUUUGCUUUUAUUCCCAAAUUCUAGGAGGCCUUGAUUCCAGCCUCCUCACCCCAGCUUUUUUAGGCCACCCAUGUGUUCUGGAACUGUACACAAUUAAUUUUAUUAUCAAAUAAUAAAAUUUUAUUAUCAAAUAA
Messenger RNA from Bubalus bubalis (water buffalo), 2621 nucleotides. It is a transcript of the gene DGLUCY, whose product is annotated as D-glutamate cyclase. NCBI's taxonomy places the organism in Eukaryota, Metazoa, Chordata, Mammalia, Artiodactyla, Bovidae. Gene Ontology annotation, molecular function: D-glutamate cyclase activity. Gene Ontology annotation, biological process: glutamate metabolic process. The record is from RefSeq and is a predicted model, not a curated record.